Cydia pomonella (codling moth) is the source of this 3142-nucleotide messenger RNA. RefSeq lists its product as uncharacterized. NCBI's taxonomy places the organism in Eukaryota, Metazoa, Arthropoda, Insecta, Lepidoptera, Tortricidae. The record is from RefSeq and is a predicted model, not a curated record. Bases 1172 to 2548 code for a protein of 458 amino acids. The transcript is spliced from 2 exons.
GCUAUUUGUUAACGCAUCAGCGGUCAAACCAGUUCCGGAGGGGUGAGGACUGCGGAGUAUGACGUCACGAGCGCGGCGACCACUCACCGCGCAAACCACACACGGCUCUCAACUACCGCCUCAUACAUACCUAAAUCCUUGUAAAAUAGCAAAUUAAAAUAAGUAAACGUGAAGCAGGAGUUUUCUUGAAGAGUCAACCCCUCAGCUGAGCUGUUCGUCAAUAACAGCUCCGACAAUUGGCGACCGUGACCGGACUGUACCAAUGUCCGCGUACCAUAAUCUAAAGGGAGAUCGACGGGCGAGCGGAAUAUUCCAGACGGAUUGCAACAAUUGCACCUGCAUCCAGUGAUCGUCAUCGCAAUUAUACAGGAAAGUAGCCCAUCCUAUAUUUUCCUUAACACCUUGUGAUCAAUUCCCCUUAAUUUGUGUGAAUAUAGUGCUCAGCCCUCAGUUUUGUCUAGACCUUGAAGUGCUCAUAAUUCGUGAUAAAAUAAUAAUUAAUCAGUGCUAUAGCUAUCAAAAUCGCUGCUUAUUCGUUACUGUGCAUAAAGUUAAGAAAAGCCUACUUGCAUUCAUGAACUACGUAAAUUGCGAGCAUUAAAUAGGUGUAUCUACUCAGUGCGAUAAGCGAGCGUCCAUUUUGUGUUGCAUCAGCUUUGCAUAGCAACUGCAUUUAUUCUGCAUUUAUCUUACAAAAUCUUAUAUUUCUUCUUCAUUUCAUAUCUUGCUUUAGGUAGCUACCUUGAUUAAGGUAAUAAAAUAACUACACAUUAUUUGCUAUAUACAAAUCUCAGUACCUUAAAUCUAGUAUAACAAGAGAUACGUUAAAAAAUAUAUAUUUUCAAUCUUUUAGAUAAUUUAGAUUAUUCCCUAAAUCAGCAAAAUAGUGUGUUCUUUAAACUCAAACGGUCCUAACCGUGCAUUCCAGUGAUUACGAGAGUUCUGCGCUCAUUCCUGUGCCAAGCUGUGAGUGUUGUCGUGCACGGCGUACGCGUCGCGUCAUAGCUUGACGUGCACGUCACGUUACCUACUUCGCUGCAAAUCAACGUGCCGGUGGACCAGUUGUGAAGACUUUUAAUUGGGUUUGAGUGCACAAGUUAUUCUGUCUAAUUAUUUAUUUGCCCUUGAUUAAAUUAGUGUGUUUAGUUUAGAUACUCGUAAAUAACUUAAAAUGUCAGAGGAAACUUUAAAAGAAUUAAUACGUCAAAGAGGCACCUAUAAGGGUCGUGUAACAAAAUAUAAGGAUUAUCUUUCUAAUAUACAAAAAAUAGAUCGUUCAAACAUAACUUCAUUACAAAUUAAAGAAUUAAGUCUUCGAUUGGCUAGAUUACAAACUUUAUUUUCGGAAUUUGACUCGAUUCAAACACAAAUUGAAAUGAAAAGUGAUAAGUUAGAUGAUCAGAUGGAAGAAAGGGACGCCAUAGAAACGCAGUUCAUUUCUCUCAUCUCAGCCACGCAAGAGAUAAUUGACUCUCAUACAAACAAUGAGGACCGUGGUUCCGAGGGUGCACGAACAGCCCAAUCGACUUUCGAGACGGGCCCUGUUAGUAAAAUUCGUUUACCGACCAUUUCUCUCCCGUCUUUUGACGGAAAUUACUUAAAAUGGUUGGAGUUUCGCGACACCUUCGAAGCCAUGAUCCAUGUGAACGAGUCCAUUCCUGACAUAAAUAAAUAUCAUUAUUUACGCUCCUCGUUAGAGGGCAGUGCCAGUGUCGUAAUAAAAUCACUUGAAUUUACAGCUAAAAACUACAAAACGGCAUGGCAAUUACUGUGCGAACGAUUUGAUAAUAAAAAUCUGCUUAUAAAUAAUCACAUGAAGGCAUUAUUUAACAUAGAUCCGCAGACUCGAGAAUCUCAUCGGUCAAUUCGAUUUCUUAUUGAUCACAUUACAAAAAACCUAAGCGCCCUUAAAUCUUUAGGCCGCCCGACUGAUUCAUGGGAUGACGUAAUCAUCUACUUAGUCGCAAGUAAACUCGAUCCCACUACGUCAAGAAAGUGGGAAGAAUAUAAGGCUAACUUAACAGACUUGCCUGCAUUAUCCGAGUUCUUGAAAUUCUUGCGCACUCGGGCCGAUGUACUUGAAACAAUGGUAGCUUGCAGGAGCGAUAAACCAGCCGAAAAUAAAUACCUACAGCCUAAGGCUACUAAGGCGUUUGUCGCUGCUGCAACUGCAUCCCGCAAACAACAAACACACUUUAGUAAGGCGCCGCCACCGCCAACGUGUCCGGUGUGCCACGGCGCGCAUAGGAUCUCGGAGUGUGUCAAGUUCAAGGACAUGAACGUCGAAAGUAGGUCAAGCGAAGCCUUGAAGUUACAUCUUUGCUUGAACUGCUUGAGGCGUGGUCAUAACGUCGAGCAAUGCCGCCUCGGUUCGUGUCAGGUCUGUAAGGAAAAACAUAACACAUUAUUACAUAAUUAUAAUCAAUCAUUAUCCUUACAGGCUAAUAAUAAAACAGCUGGCCCGGCGCCCGUCAUUAGCGCGGCCAGCGCGUGCGCCGCAAACGCGAUAGCGGAUCGGGAGGGCACUUUCUGGUGGGGCGGCCCAUGACUUCACUGCCGUCACCCCCCGUUUGUCUUAAAAACCCUGAUAGGUACCAGAGGAUCGAGCAGCUGCGCCAGCAUUUCUGGCAACGAUGGCGUAACGAAUACUUGGCCGAGUUGCAGCAACGUACCAAGUGGCGCCAGAGGCAGAAGGAACUCAAGGUUGGAGACCUAGUGGUGUUCAAGGAGGAGAACACCCCGCCACUCAAAUGGAGGCUUGGGAGAGCUCUACACCUCUAUCCAGGAGCUGACGGAGUCUGCAGGGUAGCAGAUUUCACCACGCAGAAGGGCGUGGUCAGAAGAGCGCUCAACCGAGUGUGCCCCCUCCCCUGCAUGAACGAUCUUGAAAACAGCAGCUUUCAAGGGGGGCAGGGUGUUAACGCAUCAGCGGUCAAACCAGUUCCGGAGGGGUGAGGACUGCGGAGUAUGACGUCACGAGCGCGGCGACCACUCACCGCGCAAACCACACACGGCUCUCAACUACCGCCUCAUACAUACCUAAAUCCUUGUAAAAUAGCAAAUUAAAAUAAGUAAACGUGAAGCAGGAGUUUUCUUGAAGAGUCAACCCCUCAGCUGAGCUGUUCGUCAAUAACAGCUCCGA